Molecule: messenger RNA, 1596 nt
Organism: Parnassius apollo (apollo)
Lineage: Eukaryota; Metazoa; Arthropoda; Insecta; Lepidoptera; Papilionidae
Source: the annotation of a GenBank genome assembly
AUGAAUGUGUAUUUUGUAAAUUUUAUGUUACUGGCACAUUUUGAAUUGUGUCAAAGUCGUCGAUAUGAUAACUUUACACUAUACAGUGCAACUCCCACGGAGCAAUACCAAUUGAAUUUCUUGCAAAAUUUACGUUCCGAAAAGUACAUUGAUGUAAUAUUCUGGAAGAAACCUUCGAAACUAUUUAAUGACGUCCAUUUCAUGGUCAAUCCAAUUGACUCAGAGCUAUUCCAAGAGAGACUUGAUCACUUUAGGUUGGAAGCACAUACAUUGAUCCCAAAUAUUCAAAGUGCAUUUGACUCUCAAAAAAUCAAGAAGUACACGAGCCUUAAAAUCGAUUCAUUUACCUGGGACUCCUAUCACAGUUUAGAAGAUAUCUAUCAAUGGAUAUCCGAUGUAGCUUUGAAAUUUCCUAAAACAGUCGAGUUACACAGUAUUGGAAAAUCAGUUGAAGGGAGAGAUAUUUAUGCAAUAUUUAUAAAAACAUCUAAUAGUAAGGCAAACGUAGUCAUUGAUGCUGGUAUUCACGGUCAUGAAUGGAUAUCAACGGCAUUUGUAACGUUUUUAAUUAAGAAGCUAAUCUACGCUCAAGAUAUAGGAGAUGAGCGACUCAAUGAAUUGGCAAACAAGUAUAACUGGUUCAUCAUACCCAUCGUUAAUCCAGAUGGUUUUGAUUACAGCAUUAAAGUUGAUAAUUAUGGUAAGCAAGCAAUAUUACGAAUGUACAAACUGAACGGCGUGAAAUAUAGUAUUGGAACUACGUAUGAUACAUUAGGUAUACGUGUAUCAGGCAGUAGUCCGAGCUGGGUUAAAAAUAAUUACAAGACUAAAUAUGUCAUAACAUUUUUGUUACGAGACAAUGGAACAUACGGCUUUGCUUUGCCAAACGAACAGAUAAUACCAACCUGCCAAGAAACUUUAGUGGGACUGGUUGAACUGAUGACUGCUAAGCCAAGACGCAAUCUACCAUUAUCAUAUGAUGUUAAUUUUUGGAGGCCACCAGGAGAGGUUAACAAAACAAUUGAUGUGGCCGUAUCACCUGAGUGUAAACUAGCUUUUAUAAAAGAUGCUGAACAAUCGGAUAUUUAUUUAAUAACAAUCAUGAAAGAUAUACAAAGACCCAGAGUAAUAAUAGAAGGUGGAAUUCACGCUAGAGAGUGGAUCUCUCCAGCCUUUGUAACCUACAUGAUGCAGCAAAUCGUACAUUCUCCUUCAUCAAAUAACAGUGAAUUGAAAAAAAUUGCUCAGGCUUACGAGUGGUAUUUCGUGCCGAUUUUGAAUCCUGAUGGCUACGAAAUUACCCACACAUCGGACAGAUUAUGGCGAAAGAAUAGUAGAGGUGUUGAUUUAAAUAGGAAUUUUGAGAUCGAGUUUGGAAGCAUCGGUGUUAGCUCUAACAAAUUGGAUGAAACAUACUGUGGAGAAAAUGCAUUUUCUGAACGGGAAAGUUCAGCCAUGGCUUCUUAUGUGCGUUCGAAGAGUGACAGAUUGGAGUAUUACUUGGCAUUUCACUCAUAUGGUCAAUGCAUGAUCAUACCUUACGCUUAUGCAAAAACACAUAUGGAUAAUUUCGAUGAAGUGGUAAACACGCAUUAA